UAAACUCACAUUCUACUUGGUUCUUCAUGUUACUUCUGCAGUUCUGCAUCAACACCUUCAUCACAGCGCUCUAAUUCCACCCCUCGCCAACAACUCAGCGACGCCGCCGCAAAUUCCGCCCUCUCAUCCGUCAGACCAAGUCGGCGCCGCCGCAAUCCAAGAAUCACACCUUCAAGUUUUGCGGCAGAUUUGGUGGUUGAUUGCAAUGAACCCAAUUCAAUAUCAAGCAAUGGGGCAUUCUCUUCCUCCUCAACAAUGGGGCCCAUCAAUUCCUCCAAACCCACCUCCUUCUACUACUUUCUGGAACCCCUUGAAUGUUCAACACCACUUUAAAGAAUUACAUGAAACCCUCUCUCUCGCAAAUGCAAUGCAAAAAGAGCUGGAUAUGUUGAUGAAGGUUAAGGAAGUAAAAGGGUGUGUGGGGAAGGGGAGUGAUAAUGAUGAUGAUGGUGUUGAUGGGUCAAUCGAUAGUUCAAAAAUUGAUGACUUUUGUAGGUUUUUUGAGGAUAAUAGGAUUGAUUUGGGUGCCCAAGAGUUGAUUUUAAUGGAGGCUGCAAAUGGGUUAAUGUCAAAAUUGCGGUUUCUGCUUGAACCUCUCAAGUUUGUUACUGAUGAUGGGACCCCAUGGGAGGAGAAAUCUGCUGUUGUUAGAUUGAGUGACAAAAUUAACAAGUCAAAACGCAAUAAGUUGUGGAGGAAGAGGAAGAGACGUCGUGUUGCUGAAUCACUUGCUAAGGAGGAGGAGCAAUUCAAGAAACUUGACCGAGAAGCUGAUGAAUGGAGGGCUAAAGAAAUUGCCAAGGAUAUGGCAGAACAAAAGGUAGAAAAAAUGAAAGUAAUUGCAAAGCAGAAGGCUAAAGAGGAGCGGAAGAAAUUGGAAGCUGAGCUUGAGCUGGCAUUGAUGGUUGAGAAGUUACAAGAACUGCGCUCUGUCAGGAUACAGAAGUUGAAAAAACAAGGCCAUUUUCUUCCAGAAGAAGAUGACAAGUUUCUUGAGAGAGUUCGAGCGGCAGUUGAAGAGGAAGAGCGCCAAGCAAAGGCUGCUGCAGCAACAGGUUCAGCUAAGAAUGCUAUUGCAGCUGCUGAAGAAUCUAGAAAAUUUACUCAGGGCUCCAAGUUGGAACCAAAGGUUGAAACCAGUAAGGAUAUUGGUGAAGAAAGUGAAGAACAGAGAACUCAGAGUAAAAGUGGGCUUGACUCUCUUGCCUCCACUAGCAAAGAAACUGAAAAUCAAGGCUCUGAUAGACAAAGCCAUGGUGCAUAUGACUAUGUGGCUAAUUUACCCCCGGAGUUUUAUCACUAUUAUCAUGGAAGUAAUACUGACAUGGGUACUCUGAUUGAGGUUCGGAGAACAUGGGAUGCAUACAUAAGGCCUGGGGGAAGUCGUAUUCCAAGUCACUGGGUUCAACCACCCCCUCCAGCAGACGAAGUAUGGGGAUCGUAUCUUGUGCAGCGUAGAUGACACUUCAAUAACAUUAAUUGGUUUCCCCGCAACUUUAUAGAGGAACUGCUGAAAUUCAGUUGUGUGCAUCCUUAAUGAACAGCAAAGUGUGUUCUUGUGGCUGCUAGACUCUGUUAGGCAAAGAUAAUUCAGCUGUGCACAUCCUUAAUGAACAGCAAGGUGUUGUGACAGAUAUCAACCAACAACGAUGGCAAAGCAAGAAAUAUCUUGAUUCUUGUGAGAAAAGGAGAUGCUCUCAAGCACAUCACCUCGCUUCUGCUUCCAUCCAUGGCAAGUGCAUGCUCCACAGCCCUCAAAGGAUUUGAAUUCUUGUUUAUUCUAUUUUGUCAAGGUGCUCAUCCUAGUUGAUCCACUGCCAAAUUUGUUCUAACAUUAGGUCUUAUUCCAUGAAAAUUUAGAGAAACUUUUAUCAGCCAGAUCUGUUUCUUAUCUUCUCAUUAUCUGGAUUGUUUUCAGCUUCAAUUGAUCCAGGAUUGUUUCAGACUUUCAGUUCUUGAGGAAUAUAUGGCACAAUGUUUGUAAUUUAUGUAUCUGAUCACACUUGGAAGUUCAGAUGAUGGUUUGCUUCACAGCACAAACUCAUAAAUAGCUUACACAAUUACGAGUAGCCUAAUGGAUGCACAAGUUCUCGAUCAGCUCCUGCGCUUCUAGGCCUCCUUGCCCGGUUGCCCCGAUGAUAAUGUAAAUGUUUAAUUGCCCUUUCUAAGCAAAUUUCUACACUAUUAUGAAGAGUGCACGUUUGUCCUUUGUUCACCGUCCGUAUGAUGACUUAGAAUUCCAACACAUUUUAAAUUUACAACCGUUUGGGUAUCUAGCUCAGUCACUCAGCUUACUCCAGCCUCUGUAAAAUGUUCAUCAAGUUACUCCACGAACAAAAAAAUGUCCACAUUUGAUACUGUUUGUACGUCAUCCUAAUUUUUUUCUUUUAGUAUUGUCAAUUUGUCUCAAAUUUUUCUUGAAUGUGUUAUAUGCCAGGCGAGCUCUUCUCCCGCAAUCUCAUACUCAUUGCAAAAUUAUUUUUGUAAAUUCUGGUUUAAAAAGAGAGCCAUGCGAAACUGGUAAUUGGAAAAUUUAGCCGAGGGUUCGAGAUGAUCCAAAUAUUAAGCACUUGGGCAUCUUAUAUUUCGGCAUUUCAUGUGCGAAGGUUAUAAUUUGUGUUAAAGAGGUCUCAAUUUUCAUAGAGUUUCUCACCUCCCUGCUGGGACCUUCGCCAUUAUCGUUAUCAAAACAAAUUAUUUCAUUAAAAAAGAAGUUAAAAUGAUGAUUAAAUUGAGUGACCUCAGAGAUCUUGGUGGAUAAAAGAUCAUCAAAUGAAAUUCCCGUAGAAAUCCCAUCAAGAGUAGCAAAUAUUAUCAUACAUCACCGGCCACCCAAAUUACCAAUUCGAAAUUCAGAAGAACAUAAAAUAAAUUUGCAAUAUUUUUUCGUAAAAGAGCAUAAUGUAUCAGGAAAGAUGUUAUAAUCAAUUAAUUCACAGAAAAAUCUGUGAAAAAAUCUCAGUGGGAAUCCGU
This is a messenger RNA of Chenopodium quinoa (quinoa), 2973 nucleotides long. RefSeq names its product U11/U12 small nuclear ribonucleoprotein 59 kDa protein-like. The record is from RefSeq and is a predicted model, not a curated record. Bases 206 to 1462 code for a protein of 418 amino acids. The transcript has 8 exons. NCBI's taxonomy places the organism in Eukaryota, Viridiplantae, Streptophyta, Magnoliopsida, Caryophyllales, Amaranthaceae.